AUGGAACGCAGAGACUCCCGUUUAAAAUGAUACUUCCACGCCAUAGCUUACGGCUUUGUUCCAGCAGCUAUCGCUAAAACAACACUUGCCCCAUUGGAAAGAAUUAAGCUUAUCCUCCAAACACAAGAUAUUUCUAAUCUGCCAGUCCAUGAACGAUAUCGAGGGGUCGCUCAUUAUUUGUCAUCAGUUCCAAGCCGAGAAGGCUUCUUUGGUUAUUGGCGAGGCAACUGUGCAAGUCUUCUUUCAAUAUUUUCGUCAACUUCAAUGAAAUUUUGGAUUGGAUUAAGGAUUAGGAAUAUAAUAAUUCGAGGAAGUAAAGAAAAAACGACAUUUGAGAAAAUGCUACUGGAAUGGUGUGCAGGCUGGAUAACAGGGACUUUAAUCAUGACAUGGGCUUAUCCUUUUGACUUAGCAAGGACAAGAAUGGCAGGAGAUUUUGGAAUAAGAAGACAUCGAAUUCAUGCAUCAUCGUGGAGCUGUAUUAAAAGUGCGUUUGAUGAGCAUAAAAUUAAAGGAGCUUAUCAAGGAUAUAUGAUUUCUGUGGCAACAAUGGGGCCGUAUUUAGGUUUAGCUUUUUAUUUGCAUGAAGAAAUAAGACAAUGGAUGGAAAAUAAUGAGCAGAGCGAGUAUAAAGAGAUUGGAAAGUAUUUUAGUGCUGGAAGUUUGGCAGGACUGGCAGCGGAAACACUGUUUUAUCCACUUGACACAAUCAAAAGAAAACUGCAAAUUAGCAAGUCUGAAGGAUAUACAGAGGGGUAUGAUUCAAUUUUGAGUUGUGUUAAAGGAACACUGAAAUCUCAAGGUGUGAGAGGUUUUUACCGAGGAGUAUUGGUCAAUGUUGUGAAGGUAGUGCCAACGAUAGGAAUUAAUUUUGCGGUUUAUGAUUAUUUCCAAGCCCAUCAAAUAGAAUUUAAAGUCCGCAAAGCCUCAUCUUAA
Blepharisma stoltei is the source of this 936-nucleotide messenger RNA. Lineage: Eukaryota; Ciliophora; Heterotrichea; Heterotrichida; Blepharismidae. The record is from the annotation of a GenBank genome assembly.